Pseudonaja textilis is the source of this 3340-nucleotide messenger RNA. RefSeq names its product Src like adaptor 2 (gene SLA2). Lineage: Eukaryota; Metazoa; Chordata; Lepidosauria; Squamata; Elapidae. The record is from RefSeq and is a predicted model, not a curated record. Gene Ontology annotation, molecular function: protein binding.
UAACACUUCUUAAUAACAUGCACUCAAAGCUAUAAAAAGCUAUUCUAAUGUGCCGUGUAUCAUGCUUGGGUUUACUUGGCAUGAAGAAGGAUCAAGAUAACAAUUGUUGUGAAAUUAAUUUGGCCCUGUAUACUGCAUGACAACGGUUGCCUGAAAGACUGCAGCAAAAGAUCCAAACCAAUAGAAAAAUAGUUUGCAGGCAACUCAGUGACAUUUGUAUUCUGAGAAAUUUCCACUGAAGAAAAAGGCUGGGGUUUCUCUGGAGCACCAUAUGAAUUGUGUUUUGGUUAGAACUGGUGAUUGUCAUCGAUUUCCAGAGCUGCUACAUUGAAAGAAUUCCCUGCAUCACCUAUUGGAAGACUUGGCUAUGAUAUAAUGACAGGCAUCUCUGAGUGGUAUUCUGGAAGAUUGCUGUUAGCAACAAAUUGUGAUGGGAAGCUUGCCCAGUAAGAGGAAACAGAUUGCUAACCAGACAAGCCCACAACUGAACACAAGGCACAGCCAGAGCUAUAGCAUAAACCUGCCAGAUGCCAGUUUCCCCAUGAUUGUUGCAGUCAGUGAUUUUCCUUCUAGAGACACAGAACCAGUACUAAGGAUGGGGGAACAGCUGUGUUUGUUAUCUGAAGACAGUGAAUGGUGUCAAGUCAAGUCAGUAGCAACUGGCAAAGAAUGCUGUGUACCUAGCAACAACAUAGCUAAAAUUUCACAUAGGUGGCUCUAUGAUGGCAUUGAUCGAGCCAAAGCUGAGCAGUUGUUGCUGUUGCCUGCAAACCAGGAAGGUUCUUUCAUCAUAAGAAAGAGACAAGCAAAGAAAGGUUGCUACUCUUUAUCAAUCAGAUGUACAAAUCACGAAUCCUGGAAUUGUAUAAAACACUACCGCAUUAACUGUUUGGAAAACAGCUGGCUUUAUAUCUCCCCCAGCCUUACCUUCCCAAGCUUGCAUGAACUGGUGGACUAUUAUUCUGAAAGUAGUGAUGGCUUAUGUUGCCGUUUGAAGACACCAUGCUUCAUCCAAGGAGCUAGUUCCAGCUUGUUUCAUAAUCUUCCCAAACCUGUGGAAGUAAAGAAAUCUUUCAAUUGGCAACAGAUUAAGAGCUCGGACUUGUUGUCAGAAGAACGGCUAACAGAAGACUCACCCAUCAGUCUUGGCUUGCGCGAAGCAGUUACUACUUACCUGUUUAUGACCGAUGACCUGUCAUUACAGGGCACACCAAACAGAAAAGGAAGGCAAACCAAAGAUACAUAAAGGAAAUAUUGGAAGUAUUUCUGGAAUAUCAAGCUUGAACACAAGAUUUGUUGAAUUUGUGGUAUUUUUAUCAAGUUGAUUCAAAGUGGUUAUCCAUAAAUCAGUGUUAUCAUAGUUAUACUUUUCAUCUUUUUCUGUAUGUGUGUCUGUGUAAGUUUAUUUAUGUAUUUUCCCUACAGGUUUUGCACUUGGUAAUUCAUAAUUGAUUAGUAAUGGAAAAACUGAAGUAUUCACAAUAAACCAAAUAAUUGUUUCACCAGGCUGUAAUGGAGCAUUGGAACAUUUAUGUCAACAGUUCAGGAAACAAAGGAAAGCAAGGAAAGAUGUUUUCUCUGGUCUGAGAGGAAGAAUGAUAGGAAUGGAGCCACCAAAAGUAGAAUGGAAAUGCAAGUGGUUCUAUAUAUAGUGUCCACAAAUGGCAUAUAAAAGGCACACAAAAACCUAUGGCAGCUUCUGGCCGUACUCAUAAGCUGCAUGGUUUGCUUAAUAAAGUCAUAAUACAUUGGUUUCAUGUUAAAACUAAACAAAGCACACAAGUUCACCACCUUGAAUUAUUUAUAAAAAUAAUAAAGGAGGAAUACAAAUAAAAAAAUUAAAAAUAAAUUAUAGUGGAGUCAUUGAGAUGCCUGAGCUUGGUUGUUUGCUUGCAAAUGUUUCAUAAUCUGAUUAGAAUUGACCUUAGUUGGGUAAUGAAAUGUUUACAAGCAAGCAACCAAGUUCAGAGAGCGCCAAGAAAUCUGUAUUUCAAUCCUGAGUUACAUAUAUUCUCAUAUUGUAACUACAUUAUAGCCUGAACAAUCAGGAAACCAAUCCAAAGCCCACAAAAAUAGAGUAGUUAUUUUUAGCAUUCAACUUGUUUGGCUCUCAGUUUCAUACAAAGCAGACUUCGGGAAUAUGGAAGCGCUGAUCUCUCAGAUGUUGUUAAAUGAUAAUUCAGUGUCCCUAAGCACUGGCUAUGCUAAUUAGAAUUUCUACCAGUUACAAUAUGUAACAAGUCGAAAGUUACAUAUGUUUAAGCCAGGCUCUAGUUUUAGGAUUAUCUUCAAUGUUAAAGGGAUAGAGCUGGAAAUAUAAGUUAUUCAAGCCUUAACAAAAAGCUCUUACUUGUUUACAGAUAAACAAUAGAGAAGUAUUUUUUUCAGCGAUAUCUUGUUAUCUAGAAAACUCCCCAUGUUAUUGUGAGACAACUGGAUGUCUUUUAACAAUCACAAACUUUAUUCCAAUUUAUUACAGCAAAAUAAUUUUAUCUGCUGUACAGCUGCUAUACUAAUAAUCUAUAAGAGCCAAAUAAUUGGAGACCAAUAAUUCCCUGAAAUUAGUCUUGGCAUAAAGUCUCUGUCAGGCUGCAAAAAAAGUAGACUUUUUGAAUGAGAUAAGAUGGUCAGAAAAAUGUUACUUCUAUGACAAACACUAGAUAACUGAAACCUACAUAAUUCUGCAGCAUAUAAACAUUACGGAUUUUUAUUCAUAAUUACCAAUUUGUACACUAAACAGGUCUUCAACACACAAAUGUGCUUUAAUUUAAACUUUGGUGGUGUCAAAAACAACUCCAAUAUCAAGGUAGGAAAAAUCCAACAUUCAGAACAUCCAAUGCAAAAAUACCCUAUUCUGUCCACCUCAAAGUAAUUUCUUGUCCCAGAUGUUAUCUAACAAAAAGGAAGUAGUGAUGGAAAUAUGAUCUGCAGGCAAAUGAUAUUCUUAAACAUAUAAAAUAGUUACAAUACACCAACGUUUGAAAAGCUACUAUAUAACGUAGCUUUAAUGUAAGCAGCAUUUCUUCACUUUGAUCUCACAAAUAAUGCUAGUAAGGAAACUAAAAAUAAAAAGUACAAAAAGGGGGUUCAAAAACAUUGUUUAACAUAAUGUCCCAUUGCCUUUGGGAACAGUACCUCAUGCAUAGACCUCGAGACUCUUUGUUAUACACAAAUAUAAAAUUAACUGAUUCCCAAAACCACACUUUACAAGUAUCUACAAUGAAAACAUUUAUAAUAUUGAACAGGAUUAUGUUUCAAACUAUAACCGGAAUGGCAAUUAUUAACAGUAGGGAAGAAAACAAUACCAUGACCAUCACUGGCCAUGGCUAGAUCGGAAUCU